AUGGCCGACCUCUUUCCAAACUUCGAGACGCACCGUGUCUCUGUGCCGUCGAGCGGCGCAGGCGAUGCGGCCGCCGAGCCCAUCGAGAUCUUCUGCCGACGUCGGGUGCCUGCGACGAGCAAGGACGGCGCGACGGCGGGCAAGGCGCUGCUGCUUAUCCACGGCCACCCGCAGACGCACCACAUCUGGCACCGGGUGGCGGCGCAGCUCGUCGAGCAGGAGCCCGAGUGCGAGCUCGUCGUCGUCGAUACCCGCGGCAUGGGCCAGAGCUCGAAGCCGGCCAUCCGCGACGCACAGGGCCGCUCCAACUACACAAAGCGCAGAUGCGCAGACGACCUCGUCGCCGUCAUGCGCCACUUUGGCCAUCAGAGCUUCUACGUCGCCGGGCACGACCGAGGAGCGCGGAUCGGGCACCGGAUGCUGGUCGACCACGGCGCGUCGGUGGUCCGCUCUGCCGUCUUUAUCGAUAUUGCGCCGACGGUCGACAUGUACCGCCUGGGCGACUCGCGGUUCGGGAUGCUGUACUGGCACUGGUACUUCCUCGCGCAGCCCGCGCCGAUCCCCGAGACGUUCCUCGUGAGCGCGCCCGAGGCGUACCUGGGCCGCCUGACCAACAUCGGCCGCGGCUCCUCGGACGCGUCGGCCAAGGUGGCUGCGGCUGCUGCGGCGGCGGCGGCGGCGGCCAAGGACGACGUGUUCCACCCGACCGCCGUGGCCGCGUACCGUGGCAACAUUGCCACCAUGGACUCGGCGGCGGCCAUGUGCGAAGACUACCGUGCGAGCGCGCCCGGCGGCGAGGAUGCCGUGGCCGACGAAGAGGACCGCGCGGCGGGCAGAAAGGUGCCGCAGCCGCUGCACCUGCUGUGGGGCAGCAGCGGCGUGAUUGAGCUGUUGUACGGCGGGGCCGUCGACCUGUGGCAGCAGAGGUGCGAGCAUCCGGUUCAGGCCCGGCCGGUCGAGACGGGCCACUAUGUGCCCGAGGAGGCGCCCGAGGAGGUCGUCAAGGAGAUUCGGGCGGUGCUGCGGCACGAGUGA
Molecule: messenger RNA, 1035 nt
Organism: Pseudozyma flocculosa PF-1
Lineage: Eukaryota; Fungi; Basidiomycota; Ustilaginomycetes; Ustilaginales; Ustilaginaceae
Exons: 2
Coding region: 1-1035 (344 amino acids)
Molecular function (GO): catalytic activity
Source: RefSeq, a predicted model, not a curated record